AUGGUAGCCUCCGGCGGACGCAACCACCUCGCCAUGAACAGUGUGACCCCUCCAGAGGGCAGGGUUCAGGGGUCAAACUUCACCCCGCAUCACUACAAACCCUUCAGCUCACAUGCACACUACCAGCAGGUGAGUCACACCUGAGUUCGUGGGAAAACAGCUGAUUGUGUUGUUGCAGUCAAACAGUGUGUGCUCAUGUUGUUUCGUGUGUCUCUCUCAGGUGAUGCGUGCAUUGCGUAAGCUCCAGGAGAGUGGGUUUUACUGGGGAGCCGUGGGGGGCCGGGAGGCCAGCUCGAUGCUGCGCUCUGAACCUCCGGGCACCUUCCUGAUCCGUGACUCCUCUGACCACCACCACUUCUUCACCCUCUCUGUCCAGACGGCCAGAGGUACCAAAAACCUGCGCAUCCACAGCGAGGGAGGCGGCUUCUUCUUACAGCCAGACCCCCAAAACACUCAAGAGCUCCCACACUUUGACUGUGUGCUGAAACUCAUCGCGCACUACAUGGGGAAAGGGUCUGAGGCUGGAAGGAGCAGAGAGGGGGCGUGCAGCGGGAGCGCGACAGCGGGAGAAAUGAAGGGGCGCAGCGUGUAUCUGAUCCACACCGGCGGCGAGAGGAUUCCCUUGGAGUUGCGCCGACCCCUCUCUACGUCUCUGUCGUCCCUGCAGCACAUGUGCAGGAGGACCCUGAACAACCGAGGCCUGGGCGGGUCAGAGCGGUCAGAGCAGCUCCCUCACACGCUUAGAGACUUCUUGGAGGAGUACGACGCUCCGAUCUGA
Xyrichtys novacula (pearly razorfish) is the source of this 778-nucleotide messenger RNA. NCBI's taxonomy places the organism in Eukaryota, Metazoa, Chordata, Actinopteri, Labriformes, Labridae. The record is from the annotation of a GenBank genome assembly.